Darwinula stevensoni is the source of this 354-nucleotide messenger RNA. Lineage: Eukaryota; Metazoa; Arthropoda; Ostracoda; Podocopida; Darwinulidae. The record is from the annotation of a GenBank genome assembly.
AUGCUGACGUUUCAGACCCAAGCACAUCAACAAGUCAGACUCCACAUUCCUCUGACACCACCAGCAGCACAGAAGAUGUUGCCACCUCAGAAAGUGAGACUCCAGUUACCACCGAGACCACCACCAGCACAGAUGUUACUACUUCAGAAAGUGAGACUCCAGUUCCCACCGAAACCACGAGCACCACGGAAGAUGUUACAACUUCAGAAAGUGAGACUCCAGUUCCCACCGAAACCACGAGCACCACGGAAGAUGUUACUACUUCAGAAAGUGAGACUCCAGUUCCCACCGAAACCACGAGCACCACGGAAGAUGCUACUACUUCAGAAAGUGAGACUCCAGUUCCCACCGAAA